UUACCCAACAAGCGCCAUCUUAGGUUCAGUUAUUCGUCAGCACCGUCGACGUAUAGAGAGUUCGGGACACACUCACUACAUUUCGUCACAUAAAAACGUCCAUCACGGUUUUAGUUGGUUAUUGUGGUAAUCCUAAUAAGAAUACACCACCAUGGACUUCAGUUAUCUGUUAGAACUUGCUAAAAACAAUGAUAAGUCCAACAAAAAGGAGGCAGCAGUCAACAGGUUUUCUACAAAGGUCUCCAAACCCAAAAGGGUAGAAAAGGCAGCACCCAGACUGGAGGCCAUACAGGCUGUGUUAAAUAGAAAAGAAGAGGCAAAGCAGAAGGAAAAUGAGGAAUUUCGGAGGAAGAAAGAAAACUUGCUGGCUCUCAGGGCACAAGAUAGGAAAUCCAAUCAGCGAAGUACCAUGAUCAACAGAAAUAAGGGAGCCUCCAAAUCAGUACUGGAUGAUGCCAAGGACAUAACUACUGCCAAAGGUGAGGAGCAGUGUGAUGAGGAUGACUAUGGCUAUGAGUCCACUAUGAGCCAGACCAUUUUCAGCAAACUAGCUAACCAGUAUGCCAACAUGCCAGAGGAUGACAAAUUGAAAUUUGUCAAGAAUUCUGGCAAAGGUAACAUAAAUGACAUCAAGAGCAGGGUUAUCAACACCUUAAAGAAGGAAGAAGAAGAUGAAAUGACUCCCAAGAAACGAAAGCGGAAAAGCAAGAGCCAAAUUGAAUUUGAUGAUUUUAUAAAUGAUGGUGAUGCAUAUGAUAGAGCUCCAACUAAAUCUGAGCUGAAUAGUAGUGCCCCAUCUUCUUCCAAUCAAAAAAUUGUUAACAUUAAUCUCACCAAUUAUAAGAGUGACAAGCAUAAUACCUUCAAAUAUGAUAGAGAUAAGGAGAAGGACAGAGAGGGGGAUAAGGACCGUGGAGGUAAUGACAAGCAUAAAAAACACAAGGAAAAGAAGAAAUCAAAAGCAGCACCACCACCAAUGAGUUUUGAAGAGCUUCUUAAAGUUGCUCGGAAGAAACAAGCUCAACCAAUUCUAGAUGUCAAAAAGAAGAGAAAAAGAGAAAGAGAAGGGAAGCAGAGAGACGUAGGGCGGCCGUUAACAGCCAAAGAGAAAGAGGAGCUGGAAGAAGAGAGAAGGCGCAAGUUGAAGAGAAUGGGAAAGUUGCCCCAGGAAAAGAAGGAAGUGAAGACCAAGGAAACGGAACCAAAGGGAGAUUCAGACGAUUCACAAAAAUUGAAAAAGAAUGAUGAAAAGAACAAAAGUCAGAAACUUCCAGCAAAUUACAACAAGCUAGAAAAACCCAAGCCAGAACCUAAAGUAAUUGACAGAAACAAGUAUUUUGCAGCUCCAGCUGGCCAGAAGAAUCGUGAUCCUCCACAAACUAAAGAAUCCAAACCUUUACCGAAUUCCAAGUCAUCAGUUCCCAAAACUCAGAACUCUACAAAUAAAUAUACCCCAUCAAAGGACAUCAAGCCUCAGAAGUCAAAAGAUUUUCCCACAAAUGAAGUUAAACCAUCAAAGCCACAAAAUUAUACUCCAAAGGCUAAAGUGCGAGAUUUCCCACCACCAGACUUGCAUAGAAGACCGGCCUACAGUGCUGCUCCUAAAAGACGUAGAGAGGAUUCUGAAGAAUAUGAUUCUGAAAUGGAUGAUUUUAUUGAUGAUGGUGAACAGGAAAUGGACUUCUCCAGCGAAAUCAGAAAAAUGUUUGGAUACGAUAGGAAUAAGUAUAGGGAUGAUGAUGAUGACUGUAAUGACAUGGAAGCAUCUUAUGCUCAAAUGCAAAAAGAGGAGAAAAUAUCAGCCAGAAUUGGACUUCAGGAGGAUCUUGAAGAUAUACGACGAGAAGAGGAGGAAAAGAAACGCAAGAUGGUGCGGUUGAAACAGAUGAAGACGUCCAGAAGAUGAGGACAAGCAUGAGUGAACUUAUGAGUACAGUAUAUAAAUAUAAGCCUACCAGCCAGGGUCAGAUCCAGGCAACAAAAAUUUCAUCUUCACAAGAAACCAUGGAGUGUGGGUGGCAUACAUAUCCGAGACCACUUGUGUGACGAUAUAGAUAUUUAAAUGUGGUUAAAAUUUUGUAGAAAUACCUGUAUCUAAAUUUACCUAUUUGUGCAAUCUGAAGUGGGCUGGGUCUCACCCCAUUUGUAUUCUGCUUUCACAGUUAAUAUUAUCAUGCCUAUUAUCAUGUAAUAUUAUUUGAAUGCCAUUUCCUUAAUAAACAACAUUGUAAAAAGGUUUAACAUUGAAAAUGGAAUGCCUUAAAGAAUAUAUAUAUAUAUAUAUAUAUAUAUAUAUAUAUAUAUAUAUAUAUAUAUAUAUAUAUAUAUAUAUAUAUAUAUAUAUAUAUAUAUAUAUAUAUAUAUAUAUUAUUGUUUUUCUCAUAACAAAGUUAUUUAAUACAGUAGUUGUCCAGUAUCCUAUUAUUGUGUCCAAGGAAUAUUUAUGGAAGAUUUGUGAAGCAAUGCAGUGUUAAGUAAGGCAUGUAAUUAUGCUCUUAAAGUCACUGUAAUACUGUACAGUAUAAUAUUUACUGUUUGAAUAAAUUGAGCAGAAUAUGUACUGUAUUGUAUAAUGAGAAAUAUACAGUAUAGAAUUUGUUAGAAACUCUGGUUGAUUUUCCAUGUUAUUUUAUAAAUAACCCCAUUACUCAUGUUUAUCUAUUUUGUUGAUCACUCGGCUGUACUGUAUUUUAUUAAAAAACAAAAUAAUAGUGUCAUUAAGAGUGGUAGUGCACAUGAGUAAAGGUAGCCUGGACAAAACUGGUUGUUGCCUUAGUGUGCUUCUGUUUGCAUAAAAACUUGUUUUUCAGAGUACUGUAUUAUAAUGCACAUUCUUGAGAGUCUAUUAUAGUUAGUUCAGAUUUUAUGUAUAGUUUAUUACAUUUUUUUUAAAUUUCUAAUUUUCAUGAAAUACUGUAUACUGUGUAUACACACUACUUUAUUUAGAAAG
Homarus americanus (American lobster) is the source of this 2950-nucleotide messenger RNA. RefSeq names its product protein SPT2 homolog. Gene Ontology annotation, molecular function: DNA binding; histone binding. Gene Ontology annotation, biological process: nucleosome assembly; regulation of DNA-templated transcription. The record is from RefSeq and is a predicted model, not a curated record. Gene Ontology annotation, cellular component: nucleolus. NCBI's taxonomy places the organism in Eukaryota, Metazoa, Arthropoda, Malacostraca, Decapoda, Nephropidae.